UGAAUUCUUUCCGUUGCUUCUGUUUACACGAUAAGACUUUUUUGUGUUAUUUUAUAUCAUCAAAGUCGUCAAAUAAACGCACUAAAUUUUAAAAUUGAUCGACAUGGGAUUAAGUGAAAGCAAAGAGGCGUUUGAGAAAGAUGAAAUUCAACAAACUCCAAAAGUUAACAAAGAGAUUGGUAUAUCUUCAAUGUGGGACCCACGUUCACCCAGCUCUCUCUUUGAAAGAACGCCAAUAAAAAAGAAACAGGAAAACUAUAUUGGUUGUGUAGAAAGCGAUCCAAGGUCUCCGACAUACGAUGUACCACGCACACCAAUCAAUACUGAAGAUGGCCACAUCACAGAAAAGAAUAGAAAUGUUUACAGUCAAUUGCGAAUGCAAUUGGAAAAGUUGCAAAUUCAUGAUGGUGGUCUUCACAACAUAACUGCAAGCACAGAGAAUCUUCAUUCUGAUAAUGAGAGCAUCAAUGUCAUUUCUCAGCAGAACACAGUGUUGGAAUUCCUUUCAAAAGAUUUUGAAUCACAGGACAAUACAGCACCCUGUCAUGAAGCUGCAUCACCCUUCUGCAAGUUUCAAAGUACUCCAAAGCAGUUGACUCCUCUGUCACCAAAUACACCAAUGUCAUUGGAUGAAACUGAUAGACUUGUCAAGAAAGGAAAGUCUCAAUCAAAGAAGCAACAUGACCAUCAAGAUAAGCUACAAAAGAAAGUGUUGAAGAAAUCGAUAGCUAGCAAUCAAGUGGCACGUAUGCCUCUGUCUCAACGCAAAAACUUUGUUGUGACCACAGACAACCAUUCAAAGCCAUCUUAUGGUGACAAAUUGAGAUCUAAAGCUUUUGUAAAAUACCGACAAUACAAUAACCUGGAGGAUUCCUUCAAUGACAGUUUAACUGGUAAAGAGAAUGAAAAUAUUGUCUGGUAGGACUGUGAAGGAGUCAUCAUGUGACAAUAACCAACAAAACCUUGCAUUAAAGUAAAACAAAAAUAGUCUGUAGGGAAACAAUGAAUAUUUUAAAGUUCACUAAUUAUUCAUAUAAAUUAGUAUAAAAAUUGGCAAUGUAACAUAAAUUAUAUCUUUUGGGAAAUUUGUUGUACUGUAUAAAAAUAUAUAAUGAUCUUUAUGCUUAA
This is a messenger RNA of Xenia sp. Carnegie-2017, 1128 nucleotides long. RefSeq lists its product as uncharacterized. The record is from RefSeq and is a predicted model, not a curated record. Bases 104 to 922 code for a protein of 272 amino acids. NCBI's taxonomy places the organism in Eukaryota, Metazoa, Cnidaria, Anthozoa, Malacalcyonacea, Xeniidae. The transcript is spliced from 2 exons.